Messenger RNA from Malassezia restricta, 780 nucleotides. RefSeq names its product 23S rRNA (uridine2552-2'-O)-methyltransferase. Gene Ontology annotation, cellular component: mitochondrion. Lineage: Eukaryota; Fungi; Basidiomycota; Malasseziomycetes; Malasseziales; Malasseziaceae. Gene Ontology annotation, biological process: RNA methylation. Gene Ontology annotation, molecular function: rRNA (uridine-2'-O-ribose)-methyltransferase activity. The record is from RefSeq and is a predicted model, not a curated record. The transcript has a single exon. Bases 1 to 780 code for a protein of 259 amino acids.
AUGAGGAGGUUUUUUGUACGGACAGAGCCUCUCCUGUUUAAAUGUACUCCCCUGCAUGUAUCCUACGUGACGUCUAAGACAUCAUGGCACUAUCUACCGAUACGCCAUGCAUCUAAUCGAAGCAAGUCUUCCUCUAAGUAUUUAGCACGUCAACGCCAUGACGAAUUCGUUCGCUUAAAAAAAGCUGAUGGAACUGGAUAUGUCUCGCGUUCUGCAUACAAGCUUCAACAACUAAGCCAAAAAUACCCCUUCCUCCAGCCUGGGCGCGCCAUUGUUGACUUGGGAGCUGCUCCUGGUGGUUGGAGUCAAGCUGUCGUGCGACAAUGCCCUAAUUCGCAGGUAUAUGCUUUGGAUCUUCUUCCUUUGCAGAUAUCCGAGCCCAAUGUUGUUUUUUUACGCGGUGAUUUUAUGAACCAGCAAGUGCGCUCUGAUUUGACCUCCUUGGUGUCCCGAAAAGUGGACGUCGUGCUCAGUGAUAUGAUGGCCAAUACUUCAGGGAAUGCUGUUCGUGACGCACAGGCAUCGCUUGAUUUGUGUACGGCUGCUUUUGAUUUUUGUCUAUCUAUGCUACAAGAGUCAAGCACGGUGUACAAGAACCCUGGAGAUGCUAGCGUUUUGCCAACUUUUGUGUGUAAAUACUUCAUGAGCCCUGAGGCAGACGAAUUUCGAAAGGUAUUGAAGCAACACUUUCAAUACGUACGCUCAGAAAAGAUGAAGGCUAGUCGGUCAGAGAGUCGCGAGCAGUACUGGGUAUGCAUCGGCUUUCGAAAACCGCUAUGA